UAUAACGAAAUGUGGCCUUGAAAAUAGUGUUGUAAAAUGAAUAUAGUAGUUUAAAUUUUGAUAAUGUUUUAUUUCAUUACUCAUACUUUUGGCAUUUUCUACUAAAAUUGUUAAUAGUGGUAUUCAGGUGGCGUUUAAUAUCAACUCGAUGGCUUCGUUGACAUUGUGCUGCUCGCGUCGUGCGCUCGUUGCCAACACCCACCACACCAAGGCGAAUGGCAGCAGCACUUGGCGGCUAAUGCACACACUUCAAAGGCGCCAACAACAAUUACAACAAUCCUGUGGGCGUCUGCGCGCAGCAGCAGCAACAACAACGAUACGAACAGCGUUUGCAAUUGAACCAAAACUAAAUGCAAAUUGCAGCGACUUUGUCAUCGCCAGACGAAACAUGUCGAGUUCCAGUUCCCCUAAUCUCGUCGCGGUUGCUGAAUCGCGUCGCUUCAUGAUCGACUGCUUCAAGGCCGUCAAUGUGCCCGAGGCACAUGCCAUUGCCCAGGCUGAUCUGCUGGUGGCCGCCGAUUAUCGUGGUCACUUCAGUCACGGGAUGAAUCGUCUCGAGAUGUACAUCAAUGAUCUGGCUAUCAACUCAACCGAUGGCGCUGCUGAGCCACAAAUACUCAAGGAAACCCCUUCGACUGCCUGGGUCGAUGGUCGCAACGGUCUUGGAGCUGUUGUGGGCAACUUUUGCAUGGAUCUGGCCAUCAAGAAGGCAAAGAAUGUGGGCGUUGGUUGGGUGUGUGCCAAGGGAUCCAAUCAUUAUGGCAUGGCUGGCUGGUAUGCCAUGCAUGCCAUGGAACAGGGUCUCGUGGGCAUGUCUAUGACCAACACAUCCCCACUAAUGGCUCCAACGGGUGCCAAGGAAGCCGCACUGGGCACCAAUCCCCUCUCGCUUGGAGCUCCAGCUGGCAAUGGUGAUAAGUUCCUGCUUGACAUGGCCACCACAGCGGUGGCUGUGGGCAAGAUUGAAAUUCAGCGCAGGAAGGGCGCUCCACUGCCCGAUGGCUGGGCGCAGGAUCCCGAGGGCAAGGUCACAAACGAUGCCGAGUUGGGCUUCUCCACCGGCUGCCUGAUGCCUCUGGGUGGCUCUGAGUUGACCUCCGGCUACAAGGGCUUUGGCCUGGGUGCCAUGGUGGACAUUCUCUCCGGUGUUAUGUCGGGUGCCAAGUACUCCACACAGGUCCGUAAGUGGACGCAUGCGGGCGCCAACUCAGCGGCUGAUCUGGGACAGGUUUUCAUUGCCGUCGAUCCCAAUUGCUUUGCUCCCGACUUUGAGGAUCGCAUGAGCGACUUUAACUCGCGUCUGCGUGGCGUCACACCCACCGAUCCUAGCAAACCUGUGCUGCUCGCUGGUGAUAAGGAGGGCAACAACAUGAAGGCUGUGGACGCAGCUGGCGGCAUUCAGUAUCUGGAGAAUCAGCUGAAGACCUGCACCGCUUUGGCCGAGAAGCUGAAGAUCAAGCCACUCAGCUUCAUUUGAAGAGGAAGCGGGAAUUUGGAGCCAAGCUCAUCUAAUUUUCUGCUGCCCGCUCUUUGUUCUUCGCUCUUCGCUCUUCUUCAUGCCAUACACACAAUGAAGCAGCUGCUGCAUUUCGCUUGACCAAAGGACUUUGAUUAGUGCCUAAGUUUAAACAUUUAAAAUCCCCUUUACAAAUUAGUUAACAAAAACAAAGCAAUGUCUUAUGCAAAUUUGUGUUUUGCACGCAACCCAAAUUCUAAAUUGUCGUCGUCGAGUUUUGUAUAUGUGUUUUUUACACCUAGAACCAAGAUAUCAUCACAUUUAAUAAAUUUAUAGCUUUAAAAUGAAUUAGAAAACAA
Molecule: messenger RNA, 1815 nt
Organism: Drosophila nasuta
Lineage: Eukaryota; Metazoa; Arthropoda; Insecta; Diptera; Drosophilidae
Product: putative oxidoreductase YjmC
Exons: 3
Coding region: 149-1477 (442 amino acids)
Molecular function (GO): oxidoreductase activity
Source: RefSeq, a predicted model, not a curated record